CUUCCGUUUGGUUCUUAGAUGGUAAACGGUUUCCGUUGCGAGACGUAAUAAACACACCCCAGGUGCCUGCGGUUUGGUUUACCUGAGUGAGGUGCGCUUGGAGCACCAAUAUUGGACAUUUGACACCUGAGAGGACUGCAACACUAUUUCUGUGGGUGAUUGAAAAGGGGACAUCGACAAUGAUACUAUUUUUCAUACUUGCAGUUUUUUCCUCUGCCAGAGGCCUACAGGUGACCAUUGGACAACCUACAUAUGAGGUUGCGCGAGGCGAUGAUGUCACCCUGGUGUGUAGUUUCAUUCGUGCUGUACAAUCCAACCCCUCCACGUUGGUUAUCAUCACAUGGUCCAUGGAGGCUGAUAGCCCUGUUGAUCCGAAGAUUGUUAUUACCACAUUCUACUCUAUCAACAAUCAAGUGGACAUCAAGCCUUCCUAUAAGGAGCGAGCAGUGCUGACCCAUGACAUCACUGGAGGGCAGAGCACCCUGACCCUCAGCAAGGUGUCCAUGCAGGAGAACAGGCUGUGGCAGUGCAGGGUGCAGAUCCCUGGAGACGAGGAGGGGACGCCUUCCGCCACCACCGAACUAGUGGUUCUUGUGGCUCCCUCUGUGCCCGUCAUCAGAGUGCAGGGCGAAGCAGAGUACUGGAACAACAUCAACCUGACAUGUGUGUCUGAGGAGGGCUCCCCCGCCCCGACCUAUAGCUGGAAAACAAACGAUGUCAGGAAUACUCCCAGAGUAUUCCCACCGAGGACCACUGAUAAGAAUGGUGUUCUAUCUCUGUUUAAUAUCUCCAUGGAGACUUCCGGUUUCUUCAUCUGCACCGCGACCAACCAGGUCCGCUCUGCCAGCUCAAACUUCACCCUCACUGUCAUGCCCCCCUCCAUGAAGAUCGGGUCCACAGCAGCCAUCAUUGGAGGGGUCCUAGCUGGGGUCCUGGUCCUGGGGAUUGUCAUAUACUGCUGCAGGAAGAAGAGGAACAAAUCUAAACAGGAGAAUGUUCAAGGAGUUCCAGAAGCGGUGAAGUUCCAUGACACGCCCACACUCAAAGUUGGGGCAGGUUACCGGGACGACAUUCCGGAAGACAGGACUGAGGGGAGCAUCAUGCUGCAUGACCAAUACGAGACGAAAGGGGAGAUGGAGCACGAUGACCAAAGUGUUAGAACAGAUUGCAGUGAUGGCCGUAAGGAGAAGUCUGAUGACAACUGCAACAACUAUGGAGAUCAGCGCGAUCGCUAUGGUGGCAGCCGCGAUCGCCUCGACGACCAGCGCGAUCGCUAUGGUGGCAGCCGUGAUCGCCUUGACGACCAGCGUGUUCGAUAUGGUGGCAGUCGUGAUCGCCUUGACGACCCACCUGUUCGCUUUAGUGGCAGCCGCGAUCGCCUUGACAACCCGCCCGUUCGCUAUGGUGGCAGUCGUGAUCGCCUUGACGACCCGCCUGUUGUUCGCCAUGGUGGCAGCCGUGAUCGCCUUGACGACCCGCCUGUUCGCUAUGGUGGCAGCCGUGAUCGCCUUGACGACCCACCUGUUCGCUUUAGUGGCAGCCGCGAUCGCCUUGACAACCCGCCCGUUCGCUAUGGUGGCAGUCGUGAUCGCCUUGACGACCCGCCUGUUGUUCGCCAUGGUGGCAGCCGUGAUCGCCUUGACGACCCGCCUGUUCGCUAUGGUGGCAGCCGUGAUCGCCUUGACGACCCGCCUGUUCGCUAUGGUGGCAGCCGUGAUCGCCUUGACGACCCGCCUGUUGUUCGCCAUGGUGGCAGCCGUGAUCGCCUCGACGACCCGCCUGUUGUUCGCCAUGGUGGCAGCCGUGAUCGCCUUGACGACCAGCAUGAUCGGUACAAUGACCAGUACGACGAAUCAUAAGAUUACCAACAUGUCCUCACACUAUUUCCAGGUUGUCCAAGGGAAUUACAGCCAUCCUCCCCAAUGCUAAUCUGCUGGUACACGGAGCCUACUUCAGUAGUAUCCAAUGCUGGUGCACUACCCUAUAAUCUCCCCUUUGAUUCGAAUGCCUCACAAACAAUCAUUAAUGUUCUGCUAUUUCCAGGCUGUUGCUAACUGCCCAAGGUGCUCAGUGAUUUGGACAUUUACUCAAUCAAAAUAAUACCAGAUCCUGGUGCACGUGAUAACUGGAAUUUGGAAAAUACAAAAAUGAUUUUAUUUGAUAAACAAACUAGGCCUAGGCUUGGUCUUGGUAUUUGAUUAGCAUCCCCAUUAACUGUUGCAAAAGCAGCAGCUACUCUUCCUGGGGUUCACACAAAACAUUAAACAUAAUACAGAACAUUAAUAGACAAGAACAGCUCAAGGACAGAAGUUAAUUUGACAAGAACAGCUCAAAGAAAGAAGAUAAUAUGAUGAGAUGAGACCAAAUUCCAAACUGAAACAUGGCCGAUGGGUCACUUCUACAUGGCCCUGUAAAGAGCUGAAAGGACUGGAUCAAGAUCUGUGUCUAGGUGGUGAAGGCCUCUCUUCAACAGCUACUGUGUCUUAGUCUCCUACAUGAGGCUAACAGAAAGCUAUUACCAUGCUAUUCAGAAGAACUCCUUUCAGAUCUUUCAGGGAGGUUGAUGAAUUACCUUGUGGUUGGUGUGAACCAACUGGACCUAAAUCAAAUUUGACCAUGAAAACAAGUGCCCUUGGGUUGUAUGACCCCAUGUGGUCAAUAUCUGUUGAGUAUGUGUGUAAUUAUUGAAUUGUUUUGACCCUGUGUUACAUCUUUUAAUUAUUACUUUGUGGUGAAAGUAGGCUACAUCAAAUCAUUUUUUUUAUAACGCACUGAUUUCCUGUUUUAUUUGCUAGUAAUUACUCCAAUCAAUAAAUGAACUGUAUGGUGUAUGGCAAUGAAGAAAAUUAUGUAAUUACGACAUUUUUAUUAAUUUAAAUUAAUCAUAUAUAUAUAUAUAUAUAUAUAUAUAUAUAUAUAUAUAUAUAUAUAUAUAUAUAUAUAUAUAUAAAACAAGAUAAUAAAGGGAAGAAGUGGAAGAAAAACUGAA
Molecule: messenger RNA, 2989 nt
Organism: Salmo salar (Atlantic salmon)
Lineage: Eukaryota; Metazoa; Chordata; Actinopteri; Salmoniformes; Salmonidae
Cellular component (GO): plasma membrane
Source: RefSeq, a predicted model, not a curated record